GUUAUGACUUGAGGCAUUCAAACAAAACAAUUUAAAUCCUCAACAAUCGAUCAUUAAAUCAAGAUAUGCUUCUGCGAUGGAACACUAAAUGAAGAUAUGGGAUACCUUUCCUGUUUCACUCGUCUGUUCUUGACCCUUUUUAACGGAGUAACCAUCACAAUAUGCCUGGUCUUCAUAGGAAUAGGGGUGGUGAUGAUAAUCCUCCCCGAUAUAAGUGUACUGGACCACCUAAUUGGCGCCAGCACUGUGAUGACUAAGCUAAAGGACACCCUGACAGCCACAGGCCUGGGGACAGAGGACCAGUACUCGGGUCUCUCCCUCUCAACAGCCUUCUAUGACGUCGGUCUGAUGCUGGCGGCGUCAUGUUUAUUCAUCAUGAUCAUUGCUUUGUUUGGAUGUUGUGGAGGAUGCUGUAAAUUGAAGUGCGCUCUAUUAACAUACAUAGCUGUCAGCUGUUUCUUCCUGGUUUUGGAGCUGAUAGUUGUGAUCAUAGUCUAUGGUGAUGAAGAUUUGGUGAUUAAAUCAAUCAAAGAACUGGUCCUCCUCAGCAUUGCUAGUUAUAAAGGAUUGGCCGGACAGAACAUACAGAGCCUUGGCUGGAACUUCGUUAUGGUCAAGUAUAAAUGUUGUGGGUUGAAUGAUUACAAGGAUUUCCUGAGAUCCAACUGGACUCGUUCAGUGACUACUUCAGGGACGACAUACACAUUGAAGACGCCCAUCGCAUGUUGCGAUCCUCUUCCCACAUCCGGCGAUCUGACAUGCGCAACAACAACCUCUGAACCCAAUACUGCCUUAACGGGCUGUUUUGACACCGUUUGGGAUACUUCGUUUGGAAACGACACAUUCAUAGCGUUUGGUUAUUGCAUUGGGUUUGGAAUUCAGUUGAUACUUAUUGCUGCGGCAAUUAUUGUAUUCAUGGAAGCCAAGAAGAAAAACCGAAUUGCAACAGAAAGGGAAGAAAGAAAACAAAGAAGGAUGGCAAAUAACGCAGUUGUGGAGCCCCUACCCGAAAAACCAGGCAUAUCUAAUAACCCGUUCGAAGACCAUCUCCCAGAUAAACCGAACGCCCAUGUCUAUAUGUAACAUUCAAACAGAGAUUAAUGAGAACAGUUUUUUUUGCUUUUGUUUCCCACUACAUGUAAUUUUGUUUUACAAAUAAGCACUCAUUACUAAUAAGCCAUUGUUCGCACAUAUAUAAUUAAAAUCAGAAAGUUGUCUUUA
Messenger RNA from Magallana angulata, 1221 nucleotides. RefSeq names its product tetraspanin-18-like. Lineage: Eukaryota; Metazoa; Mollusca; Bivalvia; Ostreida; Ostreidae. The record is from RefSeq and is a predicted model, not a curated record. Gene Ontology annotation, cellular component: membrane. Bases 97 to 1083 code for a protein of 328 amino acids. The transcript is spliced from 8 exons.